AAAUGAUCCGCCGAGUUCCUUUUGAAAUUCUAAAGGUGAUUGGCUACGCUCUGUGAGGGUGGAUUUCACUGACGCAUUCCGUUUGGAACAAUAAAUAGAGCGACCAAGGAUCCUUCCAGUUCACAAGUCUGAGAAGACGCAUGAAGAAGUUCUUGCUUCAACAGUGAUUGAACGGAACUCCUCUGCCUUCGUCCCGCAAUAAUCGAACAUUCCGGAUUGAUAACACAUCACUGACUUGAACUGUAAUAGCAAAAUAGUCUAAGAAACUCUAUUUUUAUACCUUUCAUUUUGAUAUUAAAGAAUCUGCCGAGAUGGAGUCUCAGAUCCGCCAGAACUAUCACCACGAUUGCGAAGCUGCCAUCAACCGGAUGAUCAACUUGGAGAUGUUUGCCUCCUACACCUACACUUCAAUGGCUUUCUAUUUCUCCCGUGACGAUGUGGCUCUGCGUGGCUUCGCACAUUUCUUCAAGGAGAACAGCGACGAGGAGCGGGAGCACGCCGACAAGCUACUCUCCUUCCAGAACAAGAGAGGUGGACGCAUUUUACUCCAGGACAUCAAGAAGCCAGAACGUGAUGAGUGGGGCAAUGGGCUGGAGGCCAUGCAGUGUGCUCUGCAGCUGGAGAAGAAUGUGAACCAGGCCCUGCUGGACCUGCACAAGAUUGCCUCUGACAAGGUUGACCCCCAUCUGUGUGACUUCCUGGAGACCCAUUACCUGAAUGAGCAGGUGGAGGCCAUUAAGAAGCUGGGAGACCACAUCACCAACCUCACCAAGAUGGAUGCUGUCAAAAACAAGAUGGCAGAGUACCUGUUUGACAAGCACACCCUGGGAGGCCAGAGCUAAACCACUUCCAUCCCCAGGCUACGGCCUCCAGCCUCAGACCAGGACUCCUGACUUCUCUGAUCGAUCCUCCUAGCUUUGCAUUUAUAGGGAGGGGAAUGUUAAACUGGUUCAUUGCAACACUGCUGUGACAUUGAUGUUUCUGUUGACAACACUAUACUGUAUUUUGGAUGCAAGGCUUCUUGUUAAACAAUAAACAAACUUCAGUGAUA
This is a messenger RNA of Oncorhynchus masou masou (cherry salmon), 1051 nucleotides long. RefSeq names its product ferritin, middle subunit-like. NCBI's taxonomy places the organism in Eukaryota, Metazoa, Chordata, Actinopteri, Salmoniformes, Salmonidae. Bases 312 to 842 code for a protein of 176 amino acids. Gene Ontology annotation, cellular component: cytoplasm. The record is from RefSeq and is a predicted model, not a curated record. Gene Ontology annotation, biological process: iron ion transport; intracellular iron ion homeostasis. Gene Ontology annotation, molecular function: ferric iron binding; ferrous iron binding. The transcript has 4 exons.